Messenger RNA from Phragmites australis (common reed), 1710 nucleotides. Its product is annotated as probable allantoate deiminase. The transcript has 12 exons. Bases 103 to 1599 code for a protein of 498 amino acids. Gene Ontology annotation, molecular function: hydrolase activity, acting on carbon-nitrogen (but not peptide) bonds, in linear amidines. NCBI's taxonomy places the organism in Eukaryota, Viridiplantae, Streptophyta, Magnoliopsida, Poales, Poaceae. The record is from RefSeq and is a predicted model, not a curated record.
CCUCGGCCACACCCCCCGUGGGAGAGAGAGAGGAGGAGGAGCCAGUGAGCCACCACCCCACGGAGGCCACACACGCGCGCACUCGCCGAUAAGCGGCGGCCCAUGGCUCCUUCCUGCUCCGCCCCCUCCCGCCCCAGGCGCCACCACCCGUCUCUCCUCCUAAUCCUUUCCGUCUUCGCCCUCCUCCUCACCUGGAACCCAAUCUUGGCAGGGGGACUGGAGCUUGGAGGAGACGACCUGUACAGAGAGAUUCUGAGGGACGAGACGGUGCAGAGGCUCAAGGAGCUGGGCAAGAUAUCCGAUGGCGAAGGUUACCUGGAAAGGACUUUCCUGAGUCCGGCUGCCAUCAGAGCCACUGCUGUCAUCAUCAGUUGGAUGAAAGAUGCUGGACUUACCACGUGGGUUGAUCAAAUGGGAAAUAUUCAUGGUCGAUUUGAGCCGGCCAAUUCUACCAAAGAGGCCUUAUUGAUUGGAUCUCAUAUGGACACUGUCAUUGAUGCUGGCAUGUAUGACGGAUCUUUGGGUAUUAUUUGUGCAAUCUCUGCUCUGAAGGUUUUGAAAGUUACUGGGAAACUGCAGAGGCUAGCUAGACCAGUGGAGGUUAUUGCUUUCAGCGACGAGGAGGGUGUUAGAUUCCAAACAACUUUUCUGGGAAGCGCUGCUGUAGCUGGUACACUACCUGAAUCAACUUUACAAGUAUCUGACAAGAGUGGCACAACCGUGCAAGAUGUUCUGAAGUUGAACUCUUUUGAGGCUACUGCUGCUGCUCUUAGUCAAGCCAGGUACAACCCGGAGUCUGUGGGGAGUUAUGUUGAGGUUCACAUGGAACAAGGGCCAGUUCUGGAAGCCCUCCGUUAUCCUCUUGGUGUUGUAAAAGGAAUUGCAGGACAGACGCGGUUAAAGGUAAUAGUAGAUGGUUCACAAGGGCAUGCUGGCACAGUUCCAAUGAAAUUGCGCCGUGAUCCGAUGGUUGCAGCUGCAGAGCUUGUUGUGACUCUGGAGAGCCUCUGCAAAGAGCCCAACAAGUUCCUGGCGUACGACGAGGACUGCGGCUGCUUCACGGAGGAGUCCCUCGCCGGGCUAGUGUGCACCGUCGGCGAACUACUGACCUGGCCUAGUGCCAGCAACGUAAUACCGGGCCAGGUCAACUUCACGGUGGACAUCCGCGCGAUGGACGACAAAGUGAGGGAGACGAUCGUCACGAGCUUCUCGAGGCUGGUUCUCCAGAAAUGCGACGACAGAUUGGUUGACUGCGCCGUCGAGCAAAAGCACUCGGCGCCGGCGACGCCCUGUGAUCCGGGGCUGACCUCCCAGCUGAAGCGCGCGGCGCGGUCAACCGUGUCGGCGAUGUCGGGGCGCACCGCGGCCGGCGAGACACCGAUGCUGAUGAGCGGCGCGGGGCAUGACGCGAUGGCGAUGGCCAGGCUCACCAAGAUCGGGAUGCUGUUCGUGCGGUGUCGCGGGGGCAUCAGCCACUCGCCGGAGGAGUCGGUGAUGGACGACGACGUCUGGGCCGCGGGGCUCGCACUGGUUAACUUUGUUGACCAGAACGCGGUAGCAGAGCUGGAAGCUGAGCAGAAUGCAGCAGCGGAGUCGUGAUCAUGGUGGUGACGACCGACGAUUCUUUGGCGCUUGGUAGGCCUGUAGCCUGCAACUGUACAUAGACUGUCGUUCGAUCGAGCAGAAAUAAAACACUUGUGCUUGUGUGAA